AUGUCGAGAAAUGAUGGAUUGUCCCAGUACAUUGUCAUGCGAAGAUUGCCACACGCCGCGAGGGAAGCAGAUAUUCGGUCUUUCCUAAAAGUGAAAUGGCGCUCCAUAACAAAGCGCUGGGGAGACGACCAAGGCGAGAAAGGGGAGGGCCGCCCGUUGGAUAAUUGUUAUGAAAGUUUGCUCGCUGGAUUUAUCAACUUAGCAGAUUCGUCGAAUGACUGUUGCCGUUGGGCUUUGGAUAUUUGGAUCAGUGUCUGCCUGUUCGGCUUAUUUGCAUUAAUCAGCAUGACUAUCGUGAACAUCGCGUUUCCCAUGGAUGUGGUGAGGUUGCAUGCGGUCGGCAUAUGCUACGUUGAGUUGGAAGAUAUUCAGUCAGCAAAAGAGGCUGCGAGGAGGUUUAACUGCAAAAAACUGGGCGAACGUACAGUUCACGUAAGUGUGGUCAACAGUAGUACUGCGGAGACGCUAGUGCGCCAUGGAGUGCUUGGAAAAGACAGCAGCGUACAAAGUUGUCCAGUUAUAACUGUCUUGAACUUACCCUUUGAUGCUUCUGAAGAAUAUGUUAAGAACUUGUUCAAAGGUGAGCAUCUCAUACGUCAUUUGUCCUAUUUCCUAUUUCUGCUCGCACCAGGAUGGGAUUUUGCAUGUGUACUUACCCAGUAA
This is a messenger RNA of Gongylonema pulchrum, 663 nucleotides long. The record is from the annotation of a GenBank genome assembly. NCBI's taxonomy places the organism in Eukaryota, Metazoa, Nematoda, Chromadorea, Rhabditida, Gongylonematidae.